Messenger RNA from Tinamus guttatus (white-throated tinamou), 3632 nucleotides. NCBI's taxonomy places the organism in Eukaryota, Metazoa, Chordata, Aves, Tinamiformes, Tinamidae. The record is from RefSeq and is a predicted model, not a curated record.
GCCCCACCAGCAAGAACAUCCAGAGCUGAAAACAGCGCAGGCUGAUGGAUGAAAAGUUUUGGAAGGAUCAUUAUACGCUUCUCAACAAGGAUGAAGAAAAUGAGCUGGAGAUAUUCGGCUACAAAGCCCAAGGUUGCCGGAGGGCCUUGUGCAUUGCUGGAUACAUCUUGUCCUGUGGGGCUCUGCUGCUGCUGUUUUACUGGAAGCCAGAAUGGGAUGUGUGGGCAAACUGCAUCCCCUGCAGCUUGGAAGAAGCAGAUGUUGUACUGCUUAGAACAACAGAUGAGUUUCAGAAAUACACCAGGAAGAAGGUGACCUGGAUUGAUUUGUCCACAUGGCUGCCACCUGAGGGCAGUAAAACAGAUAGUCCUCUUGUAGCUGAUAAAGAUUCUGUCAUAAACAGAGCCAUAAUGAAGCCACAUUUAAAGAUGAGAUGUAUCCAGGUGCAGAAAAUCCGUUAUAUUUGGGACUUUGCUGUAAAAGAGUUCAAGAAAGUUGGAGCAAUAGAGGACAGCAACACAUGUCAGAACAUACAUCACAAGUUUGGAGCUGGCCUGACAAGGGAGGAACAGAAGAUGAGGCAGCUGGUGUGUGGGCCUAAUGCCAUCGAAGUGGAAAUUCGUCCCAUUUGGAAAUUACUUUUCAAAGAGAUUUUAAACCCCUUUUAUGUGUUUCAAACCUUCACCCUCACUCUGUGGCUGUGCCAAGGUUAUAUUGAAUAUUCGGUGGCUAUCAUAAUCCUAUCAAUUAUUUCCAUUGGCUUAACCGUGUACGACCUGAGACAGCAGUCUAUCAAGCUGCAUGACCUUGUCGAGGCACACAACAAAAUUGAGGUUACAGUCUGCAUAAAGAACGAAGGUAGCAAAAAGCUAGAGUCUCGUCACUUAGUCCCAGGAGACAUGUUUCUUUUGGAUGGAAAAAAGCUCUCUCUCCCAUGUGAUGCGGUGCUGAUCGAUGGGAGCUGUGUUGUGAACGAAGGCAUGCUCACAGGUGAAAGUAUUCCAGUUACUAAAACUCCCUUGCCUCUUAUGGAGAGCGCGAUGCCCUGGAAAACACACAGCAUGGAAGACUAUCGGAGACAUGUCCUCUUCUGUGGCACUGAAGUCAUACAGGCGAAGCCAACAGGCAGAGGGCCAGUGAGAGCUGUCGUGCUUCAAACUGGGUUCAACACAGCUAAAGGAGACUUGGUGAGGUCCAUCCUCUACCCCAAGCCUAUGAACUUCAAACUCUACAGAGAUGCCUUCAAGUUCAUUGUAGGGCUCUCUUUGAUUGGCAUUCUUGGGCUUAUCUACACGGUCUGUGUGUUUGUCUACCACAAAAAGCCGGUGACGGAGGUGGUGGCCAUGGCGCUCCUGCUCCUCACCGUCUCCGUGCCGCCCGCUAUCCCCGCUGCCUUGACAACAGGGAUAGUUUAUGCCCAAAGGAGGCUGAAGAAAAAGAAGAUUUUCUGCAUCAGCCCACAGAGGAUCAAUAUCUGUGGGCAGAUCAACCUGGUGUGCUUUGACAAAACUGGCACAUUGACAGAAGAUGGACUGGACCCUUGGGGUGUCAUCCCUUCAGAGGGAAGCCGGUUCCAGAAAAUCCAUAAAUUCCCAUCCAGCACACCUCUGCCCUGGGGCCCUGUGUGUGGAGCCAUGGCGAGCUGCCAUUCCCUGGUUGUUUUGGAUGAGAAGGUACAAGGAGACCCGCUGGACCUGAAAAUGUUCGAGGCCACGCACUGGGAAAUGGAGGAUUGCAGCACAGCUCACGAUGGGGCCAGCAAUCUUGACACCUGCAUAGUUAGACCCGGACCAAAAGCCAGCGCUGCUCCUGUGGAAGGAAUAGCAAUCCUCCAUCAAUUCCCGUUUUCUUCAGGGUUGCAGAGAAUGUCUGUUGUUACCCAGAAGAUUGGAAAGGAGCAGUACGACUUGUACAUGAAGGGAGCCCCGGAAACAGUAACUGGCUUUUGCAGACCAGAAACUGUCCCAGCUAAUUUCCUAAAGGAGCUCAAGAUAUACACGAGCCAAGGCUUCAGAGUCAUUGCCCUGGCUCAUAAGGUGCUAAGCCUCAGAGAGGACGCAGACGUGUCCCUCCUGGAGAGAGAGGUGGUGGAGUCGGAGCUGGUAUUUCUGGGCCUCCUGGUCAUGGAGAACCGCCUGAAGCGGGAGACAGAGCCGGUGCUGCGUGAGCUCGCUGCCGCCCGCAUCCGCAGUGUCAUGGUCACAGGGGACAACCUGCAGACGGCGGUGACGGUGGCCAGGAGCGCGGGGCUCGUCGGCAGCGCCAGCCAGGUGAUCCUCAUGCAGGCUAGUGAGCCGCAGGGCUCUGCUCCAGCUUCCCUUUCGUGGCAGCGGGCGGAGGACAGCGAGGCAACCGCAGCCGGGUCCAGUGAGAUAAGCGUUAAUGUUGAGGAGAAGGUGGUCUUGGAAGGCGAAGCCUGCAACUACCAUUUUGCAAUGGACGGCAAGACCUACCAAACUAUUGCAAAGCAUUUCUACAGCCUGUUGCCAAAAAUAUUGGUGAACGGCACUGUCUUUGCUCGGAUGUCUCCUGCGCAGAAAUCCAGCCUUGUAGAAGAGUUUCAAAAACUGAAUUACUACGUGGGUAUGUGUGGCGAUGGAGCUAAUGACUGUGGGGCUUUGAAAAUGGCCCAUGCAGGAAUAUCACUGUCAGAGCAGGAGGCAUCUGUGGCUUCUCCCUUCACAUCCCAGAUUCCCAAUAUACAAUGUGUGCCAGAGCUGAUCAGGGAAGGUCGAGCUGCUUUGGUUGCUUCCUUCGCUGUAGUUAAAUACCUGACCCUUUAUGGCCUGAUUCAAUUUUUUGGUACUGCUCUGCUGUUUUGGCAACUGCAAAUCUUCGGAAAUUACCAGUAUUUGAUACAAGACGUUGUCAUUACCCUUCUGGUUUGCCUAACAAUGAGUUUGACAGAGGCUCAUCCAAAGCUGGCGCCUUACCGCCCUCCUGGCCAGCUCAUCUCUCCUCCCUUGCUGCUCUCCAUCGUCCUCAACGUGUGCUUUACUGUAGCCAUGCAAACCUGCGGCUUCCUGCUGGUGAAGCGGCAGCCCUGGUACGUGGAGAUGGCCAGCCAGAGACAUUGCUCUCUGGGAAACCAGACCCAGACCUCCAGCAGCGCAGGAGGAAACAGCACCACCAGCAGCACCGACAGCAGCGUCCUCAGCUAUGAAGAUACUACACUGUGGCCACUGUCUACUAUCAACUGCAUCAUUGUGGCCUUUGUCUUUUCCAAGGGAAAGCCCUUUCGCAAGCCCAUCUAUACCAACUAUGUGUUUUCAGUCUUACUGGCCCUCCAGCUCGGAAUCUGCCUCUUCCUUUUCUUUGCCGACAUUGAUGCUGUGUAUAGUGGCAUGCAGUUUCUUUGCACUCCUAUGAUCUGGCGAGUUUAUCUCUUAUUGAUGCUCCUGGUCACCUUUUGUGUAUCUUUUUUUACAGAGGAUGUUAUCCUGCAGAACAAGCACCUCUGGCUGCUGCUCAAAACCUUGUUUGGAUUCCAGUCAAAGAGCAAGUACCGGAAAUGGCAGAGGAAGCUGCAAAAGGAUCCGAACUGGCCUCCUUUAGAUGCAAAAGACUCUGCCACAAAAAAUACAGAUGAGGUUUACAUUAACCCAAUGUAUGAACACAAUGAAGGGGACUAG